UGAUGAACACGUUCCUUGGCGAGAAUACGUUCAAACAAGGCAUUAGAAACUACAUACACAAAUACAAAUUUUCCAAUGCCGAACCCGGAUGAUUUGUGGAGCUCAUUGACGGAGGAAGCACACCGACAAGGAACUUUGGACAAAAAUCUAACCGUGAAACAAAUAAUGGACACAUGGGCGUUGCAAACAGGUUAUCCCGUAUUGAAUGUCGUCCGGGAUUAUUCUGCGGGCACGGUUACAUUGUCCCAGGAAAGGUAUCUAACGAUCAAAUCAAACGAUACGGACAAUAAAACCUGUUGGUGGAUACCAAUCACUAUGACAACUUCUGGGGACUUUAACCAGACAAAUGCGACAUUUUGGUUGAAUUGCGAAAACAACAACCUCACCACGCCAUUGGCCAAAGACAACGAGUGGGUCAUCUAUAACAUGCAGAUGACAGGUAGGUCUUAUAUUAUUAUAAAAAGGAAGUCCGAUCACACGCACCUGCGCAUCGCUCCCGAUCAGUUUUUUUUUGUUUCGACGGAAAACCCGCGCCGAUCCGAGUGAAUCAAGUGCCUAUCGCUUCGUCUCGACCCCGCCGUCACGCAAAGACAUCGCGCGUUGAAAUCGGUCCACUCGCGCCCGCGAUAUCGCGACCACAGUGUCCGAAACCCGCCGCCCGCCUCCGG
Molecule: messenger RNA, 668 nt
Organism: Acyrthosiphon pisum (pea aphid)
Lineage: Eukaryota; Metazoa; Arthropoda; Insecta; Hemiptera; Aphididae
Product: aminopeptidase N-like
Exons: 2
Coding region: 76-546 (156 amino acids)
Biological process (GO): proteolysis; peptide catabolic process
Cellular component (GO): cytoplasm; membrane
Molecular function (GO): peptide binding; metalloaminopeptidase activity; zinc ion binding
Source: RefSeq, a predicted model, not a curated record